Messenger RNA from Eurytemora carolleeae, 1599 nucleotides. RefSeq names its product UNC93-like protein MFSD11. Lineage: Eukaryota; Metazoa; Arthropoda; Copepoda; Calanoida; Temoridae. The coding region runs from base 50 to 1462 and encodes 470 amino acids. The transcript is spliced from 8 exons. The record is from RefSeq and is a predicted model, not a curated record.
AAAUAGAAUCAUUGAUUUAAGAAGAAAAAUGGCGGAUUAAAAGUCUACUAUGUUAAAUCUUCUCAGGAGGCUUAUUUGCUUUCCUUUUAAAUUAACAGGUUUUUUACUGUUUGGUGAGAUGGAGAUCCAAACACUGAAGCAGUACAAUGUACUGCUGCUUGGAACCUGUUUUUGUCUUGUGUUUACCGGUUUCAAUACUAUGGGUGGAAUCCAGACCCUCAUAUUUAACUCAGCUACAACCAACGGCUCUGGUGGAUAUGUUGAAGGGUUCCAUGGAAAUGGAUAUUGGAGUUUGGCGAUCAUCUAUAUGGUAUUCACUGCCGCUAACAUAGAUAUAUCUCAUUGUUUAUAUUUCUCCCCCAGAGUGACAAUGAUAGUUGGAGCAGUCGCCUAUGGAUUAUUUAUUGCUCAGCUCCUAAUCUUAAAUGAUAUUCUUCUCUACGUUUCUUCUGCUCUACUUGGAGUAGGAGCAGCGAUAAUCUGGACAGCUCAGGGUAAUUUUCUCUCUUUGAACUCGGAUGACUCAACAAUGGCCCGAAACUCUGGAAUAUUCUGGGCAAUGUCCAUCUCCUCCAGCUUCAUUGGAAACAUCUUCGUGUUCUUCAUGUUCAGCAGAAGCGGGACGGAAUAUAUCGACGAGGCGACAAGAAAUACUGUUGGAAUUGUUCUUCUCUGUGUAACCGUGGCUGGAACAUGUUUAAUGUUUUUUCUCCGUCCUACUCCCUGGGCGGAAUCUACAACCUCUGCUAAGGGUCCGCUUGAGGCCCUGAAGGACUCUGCCAAGCUGUUCGUAACCAAGGAUAUGCUUCUACUAAGUGUGACCUUCUACUAUACUGGAGUUCAGCAGAAUAUUUGGUCCUCAGUUUACGGAACAUCUAUCGGGUAUACCAACGCGUUUGGCAAGGAGGCCAAGGAUUUGACUGCGAUGAGCGGGAUAUUUGUCGCCCUCGGCGAGGUUCUAGGCGGGGCCUUGUUCGGUAUAUUUGGUAGCUUGACGGUAAAACGAGGUCGGGAUCCUAUAGUACUUCUAGGGUUUAUCCUCAGUAUGGUUGCUUACUUCUUAGCAUUCCUGAACCUACCAAACAGUUCGCCUUUGGGGGCUACGGACGAUAAAGCUUUCAUAGAAUCUAACAAAUACCUGGCCAUUUUUACCAGCUUCCUCCUGGGCUUUUCAGAUGCUUGCUUUAACACACAGGUUUUCUCUAUUCUUGGUGGAACCUUUAAGGAGAAUUCUUCCUCCGCCUUCGCCAUCUUUAAAUUUAUGCAAUCCUUCGCUUGCGCCAUUGCCUUCUGGUACUCUCCUGUUCUCAAGCUGUACUGGCAGCUGCUCAUAGCAGUUGUACUGGAUGUACUGGGUACACUUGCGUUCUGUUUCGUAGAAUGGAGAAGAAACAAGGACUCAAGUAAACUUCAGGAUACAAGCUGUGGAUUAGAACAGGAGGAACACCAGUCAGAGAACUAACGAUAACAAGUUCCAUAAUAACAAUCAAACUAUAACGAUGCCAAGGACAUGGUGGAAAAUCGGGAUUUUUAGUUAAUAUUUAAAUAUCAAAUUAUUUUUAAUCCCAUAUUGGAAUAAGUAAAUUUCUACGAGUGCCA